AUCUGCUUGCGAUGCAAAUCCAAAGACUUACCCUGUAGUUAUCGAGCAAUGUUCACAGCCUCUUCCUCCGCCCCUCCCAAUAGCGGAACAGCGAGCACAGCCACAGCCACUACCUUGCCGGAGAAGACCACUACGAUCCCCACACAACCACCACUCCCCUGCAAGGCUGGGCCCUCCCUCAACCCCCAAGAACUAGAACUAAUGGUGCAAUGGUGCACGCACACUUAUGCGACCCUUUCUCGAAACCACGCCGUGGAAUGGAUCUGGAAAUCCGUCAUCCCCCGAAGGGCGGUCCACGAUCCCGCGCUGAUGCACGGCAUCCUCGCCCUCUCCGCACUGCACCUGGCAUUCCUCCACACCCAUCCCCAGCGCAAGGACUACCUCGACAUUGCGCAGUGGCAUCACCACAAAUCCAUCUCCGGCGUCCGCAACAUCGAGGCUCUCAGCGAGGCCAACGCCAGCGCAGCCUACGCCCUCUCCAACAUCAUCAUCAUCUUCACCUUUGCGCUGCCUCUACUCAGUGACAGCGGCGGCGGAGGAGGAGGAGGAGGGGGAGGAGGAGUAGGAGCAGGGCAGCCCUCGACCCCGUACGAUGACUUACUCCAGAUCUUCCAUAUGAGCCGUGCCUCGCUGAAGAUCUUAGUCGCAGUCUCCGAGUGGGUGCAAGCAAGCGACCUAGCGAUCCUCGCCACGGCCGCCCCGGUCGGGCAAUCGAGCACCCAUACUCGGGUGUUCACGUUGCCAUCUUUUCUGGAUGCGGCCCUUCGGGAGCUUUCCCUGCUGAACGGGCGGUUAAGGGAGGGCAAUUCGCAUCACCCCAGCAAAGUGUAUGGACCAGUCCUCGGUCAACUCCGGACGGCAUUCGAGAGCACCUCCAAAGAGAGUGAGGACGGGAUCAUCACAGCCCUGUUUUGGUGGAUCUUUGCCCUUCCACCAGAGUUCUUGGACCUCCUGGGCGAGAGGGAGCCAUUUGCGAUGGUAAUUCUGGCCCUUUUCUGUGCGUUGAUGCAUCGCCUGCGCGGGCAGUGGUGGAUGGAUAAUUGGGCGGAGAAGGUGGCCCGGGAUAUUCGUGGAUCCCUGGAUCUUUCGUUAGCAAGCUUCGUUCCUUGGGAACUUUGUUUUGAAGGCCGAUCAUUAGUUUGACCCGGCAACAUUCUCCAUGAUGAUUCAAGGAAUUGAGAGAUUUGCAAGGAUUGAUCAACUUUCACUCCGGUAUUAACAGUGCGUAUCACCGAUAUCGCCGAACUGCCUCAGGCACCACCCAACUCUUCAGCUUCGGACAUCAAAUCCUGGGCUCGGAUCUUCCCACCAAACAACCACCAAACCCAAAAGUGAAUUCUUUCUGACUCC
Messenger RNA from Aspergillus aculeatus ATCC 16872, 1350 nucleotides. RefSeq lists its product as uncharacterized. NCBI's taxonomy places the organism in Eukaryota, Fungi, Ascomycota, Eurotiomycetes, Eurotiales, Aspergillaceae. The record is from RefSeq and is a predicted model, not a curated record. Bases 49 to 1143 code for a protein of 364 amino acids. Gene Ontology annotation, biological process: regulation of transcription by RNA polymerase II. Gene Ontology annotation, molecular function: DNA-binding transcription activator activity, RNA polymerase II-specific. The transcript has a single exon.